AUGACGGAGAAUAAUAUUCCCCCAAUAUCGACACCUCAAACGGUGUCGGCUUCAGCGCCCAUUGAUCAAAAUCACUCCGUGGCUCAGGUUUCUACUACUCCGACCGCGUCGGUUACCGCCACUGCUGCUGCCGCCACUGCUGCUAUCAACAACUCCAUGAAUGGAGGAGGUGAACAGCUCCCUUGUCAAUGGGUCGGCUGUACAGAGAAGAGUCCCACUGCGGAAGCACUAUACGAACACGUCUGUGAACGCCAUGUCGGUCGCAAGAGUACCAACAACUUGAACUUGACUUGCCAGUGGGGAACUUGCAAUACCACAACCGUUAAGCGUGAUCAUAUAACUUCACACAUUCGUGUCCAUGUGCCAUUAAAACCGCACAAGUGUGAUUUUUGUGGCAAGGCUUUCAAGCGUCCUCAGGAUCUGAAGAAGCAUGUCAAGACUCACGCAGAUGACUCCGAGAUUCGAUCCCCGGAACCUGGACUGAAGCACCACCACCCUGAUAUGAUGUUCCCUCAAAACCCUAAGGGCUAUGCCGCUGCUACUCACUACUUCGAGGGUCCCAUGAAUGGCGUCUCGGGCCACCCAUAUGCCCAUGGCGCACCCCAAUACUACCAGACACACCCCGCGCCUCCUCCGGCCGCAAACCCUCACUCGUAUGGUAAUGUCUACUAUGCCCUCAGUCAGGGUCAUGAGGGUGCCCCGUCUUACGACCGUAAGCGCGGAUAUGAUGCCCUGAACGAGUUCUUCGGUGAUCUCAAGCGCCGCCAAUUCGAUCCCAACUCCUACGCGGCUGUCGGGCAGCGUCUAUUGGGCCUGCAGGCUCUCCAGCUUCCUAUCUUGAACGGACCUGUCCCCGAGUACCAGCCCAUGCCGGCUAGUGUUGCUGUGGGUGGUGGAGGUGGGGGUGGUGGUGGCUACAGCCCUGGCGGCUCUCAAGCUCCUGCAUACCACUUACCCCCGAUGUCUAACGUCCGCACUAAGAAUGAUCUGAUUAACAUCGACCAAUUCUUGGAGCAAAUGCAGAACACCAUCUACGAGAGCGAUGAGAACGUAGCUGCUGCUGGUGUCGCCCAACCUGGUGCCCACUACGUCCACGGCGGCAUGAACUACCGCACUACCAACUCCCCGCCAUCCCAAUUGCCUCCUAGCCAUGUCACGGCUACUAGCUCGGGGCCAAUGAUGGCUGCCUCCGCUCACUCUCCAUCCGUCGGCACUCCUGCCUUGACUCCUCCUUCUAGCGCACAAUCAUACACCUCCAACCGCUCCCCGAUCUCCAUGCCUCACAGUCACCGUGUUUCCCCUCCACAUGAAAAUGGUGCUGGCAUGUACCCCCGCCUGCCCUCCGCUACCAUGUCCGACAACAUGACCGCCGGCUACCCAACUGCAUCUGGCGCUGCACCUCCCUCUACUCUUGGUGCCUACGAUCAUGACGACCGCCGUCGCUACACAGGAGGUACCCUGCAGCGUGCGCGCCCUGCGGAGCCUGAGAGCCGCAUGGACACUUCUGACGGUGACCGAACUCCUACCAAGGAGCAGAGCCUCAAAAUCUCCGCCAGUCUGAUCGAUCCCGCUCUGUCUAGCGCUUCUCCUGACCCUGAUCAACAAGCCGCUCAACGGACUGCCCAGGCAGCGACCGAGGUGGCCGAGCGCGACGUCAAUGUCGCCUGGGUAGAGAAGGUCCGUCUACUUGAGAAUCUGCGCCGCAUUGUCUCUGAGCUCUUGGAGGCUGGUCAAUAUGGCGUUGAGGCCAUGGCACACAGUGACCGAUCUGCGUCACCGAUAGACAGUGCUAUGGAGGGUAUUGAGAUUAGCAGUGCACGUGCACAAUCGGAGCAAGAGCAAGUUAAGGAGGAAACACCCAAAUCUGAACCUGCGACCGAGACCAUCUCCUACCCGACCCUUCGUGGGUUGGAUGAAGACGGAGAUGCUAAGAUGCCCGGUGAUGAUGCCUAA
Penicillium angulare is the source of this 1953-nucleotide messenger RNA. It is a transcript of the gene pacC, whose product is annotated as putative C2H2 transcription factor PacC. Gene Ontology annotation, cellular component: nucleus. Bases 1 to 1953 code for a protein of 650 amino acids. Lineage: Eukaryota; Fungi; Ascomycota; Eurotiomycetes; Eurotiales; Aspergillaceae. The record is from RefSeq and is a predicted model, not a curated record. The transcript has 2 exons. Gene Ontology annotation, biological process: positive regulation of transcription by RNA polymerase II.